AUGAGUAUUCGCAAUGCACCGGUUGAUAUUGCUCAAGCAAAAAUUCUUCAAUACCUUCGUACACAUAACUAUGAUGAAUGCGUUAUCUACAUAAAUCGUUUGAGUCCGUUAACAUUUCGUAAAAUUCUUGCAACAUUAUCAAUUGAUAUUCUUCUUACACAAUUACCAUUUUCCUUGGAAAUAUUCGAAGUGAUUUAUUCAAAAAUCUUUCUCUAUGAUCCCGAUCAAUUUCCUAUACGUACAUUGAAACCAGAUCGUUUUCUAUCAAAAAUAUUGAACAUAUUUGCUUCGUCAAUUAAUACCAAUGAUCAACUACCAUCUCAAAAAGGACUAGACGUUGAUAAAAUGAUGACAAAGUUAGAGAGUAUUUUACGAAUUAUAUCUUACGUUCAGCCAAUAUUAUUUAAACGACUAUUAAGACAAAAACAGACAAUCGAUAGUUGUCUAUUCUAUUUUGAACAUCAUAGUAUUCAAUCAUCUCCCACAUCAAUAUUACCAAAACACAAACAAUCGGCAAUGUCAUUAACAUCACUAAAUUCAUCAAAAUUAAACCAGCUUCAAGAGACAUUACGAUCAGAAAUCGAAACAACGAUAACAUGUUGUCAAAAUGCACUGCAAAAAUUAAAUGAAUAUAGAAAGUUACAACCAACAUCAAUAUUAUCAAUGACUGGCUAUUAUUCUGAUAUAGAAAAAUUACAAACAAUCUCUUCUUCACCUUCUACGCCGACUACAUCCGCUCAUUCAACACUCAUUUUUAAAAAGAGUAUUUCUCAUCAACAACAUUUAACUUAUUCCACUCGUUCGAGUUUUCAUUCAUUAAACGAUGUACAAACUCGUUUAUUGACUCAUAAAUCUCUCCUAAACGUUGUCGAACCGUUUUUAUCAAAAACAAAAUUAUUUAAUAUUAUCGAUAGUUUGAACGAAAAAGUUAAUGUUGAUAAAGAAAUUCUGUUGGCCUAUUCCCAUAUUAAAACACAAGAAAAGCAGAUAACAACAAAUGAUGCCCUUUUACCGCUAUUUAAACGAUACGCAUUAGCUUAUGAACGUAUAAUUCAAUUGUGGCGAAAAGUGAGCGAUAGUACGUUAAUUGAUGAUUGUCCUGAUGAUGUGCUAAUUGAUAAUGGAGAAAGAUUUAAUAUUUUAGAACGAGCUAGAUCUGAAGCAAAAACUGUUUUUCUUCUGAAUGGAAUUAAUUAA
Messenger RNA from Didymodactylos carnosus, 1197 nucleotides. Lineage: Eukaryota; Metazoa; Rotifera; Eurotatoria; Philodinida; Philodinidae. The record is from the annotation of a GenBank genome assembly.